Gregarina niphandrodes is the source of this 878-nucleotide messenger RNA. RefSeq names its product putative ABC transporter. The record is from RefSeq and is a predicted model, not a curated record. Gene Ontology annotation, cellular component: membrane. The annotation marks the transcript as partial. The transcript is spliced from 2 exons. Gene Ontology annotation, biological process: transmembrane transport. Lineage: Eukaryota; Apicomplexa; Conoidasida; Eugregarinorida; Gregarinidae. Gene Ontology annotation, molecular function: ABC-type transporter activity; ATP binding.
AUGUGGAUUUACAAGGGGGUGAAGUAUUUAUGCAGAGGCAAGCAGGGGGAGCUCAAGGACGGGGAAGUGCCCAAGUAUGAUAGCAACGGCAAGCCCAUUUCAAUUACUUACUUUCAAGAUGGUUGGGACUGGCUGCUUAAGGGACUGACAAUUACAGCGAACCUGCUGGCAGGCGGAUCAAUAGGACUAUUUGCCUGGCUGCUGUUCAAGUUGGCUGAUACCCUAUUUGACUCGGCGGGGGGGACCUGGCAGCUUUGGAUUGUUUACAUGGCAUUAGAUUGUGUUCUACUUGGAGUGUUGUUGACUCUCGGUACAUUUUUCGCUGAGUGGUCUGCUGAAAGACAGUUGUUGAAGAUCAGGCAGAGAUUUCUGAAAGAGGUCAUGCGUCAGGACAUCUCAUAUUUUGAUGGUUACGAUGCCACUGCUCUGGCUUCCAAGUUGAUGAUGAAUACUCGGCUAGUCCGAGACCUCAUUGGUAUUCGCACAUCAAUGGCUUACAUGUACAUUGGCGUGAUUGUCGCAUUGCUUGAAGUUGCUUUUCAGAACCAGGCUGGUGUUGCCGGAGUGUCCUUGUGCGUGCUUCCCGUUAUUGUCCUCUCGGGGUGGUGGGCAGGCAGGAUCGAGUACAAAGCGACACUCAAGGUGAAGGAAUCAAAUGAAACCGCCAACAGUGUAGCACUCGAGGCCAUUACCAACAUGAGGACUGUGAAAGCCUUCAACAUGCAGGACACCAUGAAGGCGAGGUAUGGCGUCUGUGCAGACAUUGCGGAGAACGUAGUGAACAAGGCUUCUGUCAAGACCGGGUUCGGCUACGGCUUCUACUGGCUCUGUAUUUUCUGUGCCAGCGCUUUUGGGUACUGGUACGGUUCGCAUGUGCU